Molecule: messenger RNA, 2643 nt
Organism: Asterias rubens (European starfish)
Lineage: Eukaryota; Metazoa; Echinodermata; Asteroidea; Forcipulatida; Asteriidae
Product: monocarboxylate transporter 13-like
Exons: 5
Coding region: 676-2394 (572 amino acids)
Biological process (GO): transmembrane transport; monocarboxylic acid transport
Molecular function (GO): monocarboxylic acid transmembrane transporter activity
Source: RefSeq, a predicted model, not a curated record
UAGUGUGUACAUAUGUUUGGUUAGUUCUCCAAUAUAAUCUGCAUGUAAAAACACAAGGUGUCUGGUGGUAGAGUGUGGGUUGUCUAUUAUACACAAAACAAUCACACAGAAACGAGAACUGAGAAAUAACAAUGCGGUGUUGUUAUAUUCUGGAGUGAGUUUAUGUUAAUGGCAUGGCGGUGUCCAUGACCGUUUUACAACAGGCUUUUACGGAUGGCAGCUUCCGGGGUGAUCGUCAAGGAGAGCUAUGCUUCAUCCUACCGUAGAGAAUCUCAAUGAUCCGAGACGGGAGAUUGAAUGGGAUACAAUUACAAGUUUGAGCUGUAUGGUUGUGACACCAGUUCAUGCUCAUAUUGGAGUUCUAGCUAGCUGUGAAGGUCUUCAUAAUCACUGCAUAUGUCCCAUUUCUCUAUACGUCCAGGGUUCAUCUUUGGCAUCGAACAAGCAACCGGUGCAUUGCUGAUUUUAAGCGCAUGGAGAUGUAACUUAUGGACAUAACAUACAAGUUUGUAUACUGCUGAGGAUCAACAGUAAACACUAAACCCCUACAGAAACCCAAACAUUCAACGGGCACCAGCAGCACCAAUGGGCUGAUCUGUACUCUGUAUCUUAAAGUGGAGCACGGUUUGUUUUGAAUACUUAUGGUUCAGGCGUAGAUUUGACAAAAUCAACAGCAUGGUCAGACAGGGGAAGCAACAGCGCCUGCGGGAAUCUUCUGCUAGCCUUGAUUUCGAGCCGCCGGACGGUGGAUGGGGAUGGCUUGUUGCACUGGGUGCGUUCACGGAGAUGUUUCUGACAAUGGGUACUCUGCUUUGUAGCGGAGUCUACUUCAGCCCACUCCAGCACGAGUUCGAAAUGAGCGCUGCUGAGCUAGGCUGGGUUAUAAGUUCAGGGUCAACGCUGCUGUCAGCUACAUGUCCAAUUGGAAGUGUGUGUGUAAAGAAGUUCGGCUGUCGUACGACUGCCCUCAUCGGUGGUAUCGCUGUAUCUGGGGGAUUUAUUGCAAGUUCCUUCGCUCAAUCGAGUAUCAACAUCUUCAUCACAUUAGGUCUAAUUACAGGUAUAGGGUCAGGUCUAGUCUUCGUCUCAGCCGCCGUGAUACUUGGACACUACUUCAAGAAGCGCUAUGCCAUAGUCAACGGUCUCGCCUUCAGUGGUCCGGGCCUAGCCAUAUUCAUCUGUCCGCCUCUUCUAGACUACCUGGUAGAUACCUAUGGAUGGAGAGGGUCUUUCCUGAUACAGGGUGCCUUUGCCAUGCACACGGUGGCCGCUGCCGCCCUCUUUCGACCGGUACGUUUAAGACGCCUAGAGAAACUAAAUGAUCUAGAACAAACUCGUCUCGCGCGAUACACGAGAAUCGACGAGAAUGAGGCCGAGGAGGAGAAUGAACACCAUGAAAGCUGUGACGUCAUUGAGAAUUCUGCGGGAGAAACUAGUGAUGUAAACGGUGGUGGUGUUUGUAACGGUACAGCCAUUCCUUGUGUUUCAUCAAGGUGUCCAUUGUUGGAUAUUCCAGACGCUACUACUAAAAGUACGGAGAGUCUUUCAAUACACACUGAAGUUCAAGUCCACGCAGUUGUACCUAAUGGUGACUGCUGUGAACAAAAUAUAAAGCCAAUAGACUCGCUAGAGCUUCGGGCAUUAAACGAUCUCGAGGUUACUUCUGACCACUCGCAGGAGAUCAGUGCUCACAUUGACCAAUCAAAACGUAAGAAGCGUUUUUCCAUAGACCGCCUUAGUGUCCGAAUCAACCGUUGGUUGUUGUACGUAGGGGCAGUCGUGCUUGUGUGCCCGGUGAGUUUCUUCCAGGCCUGCGCGUUUUAUUCGGUGACUUCGCACGUGGUUGCCCGCACGAGCCUUGUGGGUGUGAACGCCCAGAUGGCCGGCAUGGCGCUGUCGUCGCUCGGUGCCGGCUCCACGUUCACCAGACUAACCCACGGGUUUUUCAUUCAUCGCGGACUGGUGUCAGCCACCACAGCGUACAUCAUCGCCCUCGUGUUGGGUGUGAUUGGUGCGUUUGGUCAAGCCAUCGCUACCACGUACGUUGGUGUGAUCGUUGCUUCCCUCACCAUUGGUUUUUCCUCUGGAUCGGUGUACCCACUUGUACCUGUCGUCUUAAGGGACCUCGUCAGUCUAAGAGGCUUGCCUACGAGUUAUGGGUUGGCCAUGUUCUUCGAUAGCUGUGGAGUGUUUGCGGGUGGUUUUACAGCAGGGUUAUUGCGUGACGUCACGGGAUCCUACACGGCAUCGUUUUGCAUGACGGGGGCAUUCUACGUCAUGGCUACUAUUUUUCUGCUUCUCGUACCUCUCAUCCAGAGGAUGCACCGACGGAGAGCAAAAUCCGAACUGGAUCAGAACUCUAAUGUUUCCAAGGGAGACGCGGAACCCGCGUAGACGAUUGUAUAAAAGUAACGGUGUUUAAAAACACUCUAAAUUCAAUAUAUUGUAUGAAAUGUAGUGACCUCGCCUAGGUACUUUUGUUAAACGAUACAACUUUGCAAAGGUGUUAAUUAUUCACAUUUUAAUGUGAGACACAUUUAGUAGUUUGACUUUUCUUCACACGUGUUCUUCAAAAACUUAAAGGCAGUGGACACUAUUGGUAAUUACUCAUCAAUAAUAAUUAUAAGCAUAAAACCUUACACU